AUGACCGGGAGAGUGUUUGUUCUCCCUCAAAAUUCCGCUAGUCAACAGCUGGUAGAACUCUUCCAUCCCGUUACCAAACAUGCAUUCAGAUAUCUAUUGACAUCUGACGAAUUAUUACAUGUCUUAAAGGUAGGCGAUUCUACUCAACAACGUUCUUGGUUCAUAGGAGAUCGUGUUGUCUCCGAUGGGCAUAUAUAUAUAUGCACUCCAGUGGAUUUGGUAGUUUUUCUGCUUCCUCUGCUGCAAGAGUUGACUUGGAAUCGAAGAUUUGAACCUUGCCGUUUCGUAUCCUUUGAUGAUAUAUUCGAUCAUUUUAUUUCCCAAGGAGCUCAUUAUUCCCGGGUUGGUGAAAUUCUUGUCUCGAAAAUAGAACAUACGCUGCAAAGAAUAUGCAAAAUAAAUGAAGCAGUGGGCUCAUUACCAAAAACAUAUCAAUUGGAUAAAGAUGCGGUCAUCCAAAUGCUUCAUCGGAAACUAGUAAUUGCGCAGGAAAACCUACCGCAAAGUGUAAUACGUGAAUUGAAUCACCAACUAGCACCAUUGGACUUGGAAAGCCCUAUCCCUGAAGAAAUGUUUCAUCUGGCAUGUAAAGAGCAUGCUGCAUAUUUUGUUUUGGAAGACUUCCCCGAAGAUUGGUUCAACCGAAUAAUCUGUGGGCAGAAAGAAUUCUUACCAUUGCAUACAUACGUAGAACAACUUGGUGAAGAACGAAGAAAAAAGAGAGAAAAAGAAGAAAUGUUAGUUUCAAGGAAACGGCCGCUUGGUGUUAAUAAUGAUUCUAAUGCCGUGAAACCAUCUACAAAAAAUAAUGGGAAUAAGAAGUCUAAACAGUUCUCUGGAGAAGGAAUGGCAAAAAUAUCUUCCUUUUUUCAAAAAAAAUAA
This is a messenger RNA of Schizosaccharomyces octosporus yFS286, 882 nucleotides long. RefSeq names its product ribonuclease H2 complex subunit. The record is from RefSeq and is a predicted model, not a curated record. NCBI's taxonomy places the organism in Eukaryota, Fungi, Ascomycota, Schizosaccharomycetes, Schizosaccharomycetales, Schizosaccharomycetaceae. The transcript has a single exon. Gene Ontology annotation, biological process: ribonucleotide metabolic process; RNA catabolic process. Gene Ontology annotation, cellular component: ribonuclease H2 complex; nucleoplasm. The coding region runs from base 1 to 882 and encodes 293 amino acids.